AUGGACAAGUUUUCGUACCCCGAGUAUUACAACUUCCCACCCUUUUUCACACUGCAGCCCGUGCGUGCUACUCGAGAGAAGCAACUUGUUCUAUGGCAACAACUUGUGCUUGAAUAUCAUCGUGCAUGUGAUGUCCCAAUCUUUCAGCCUUUAGCCUCACCACUUUUUGAGAAUGUGAAAAUCUCACGUAACAUGGCGCAAGACGGACGAUUGGCGGUAGUGGAACAUUUGAUUCGUUGUGGUCAUGGACGAUGGGAAGACGAUACAAGGACACGUUGUCGUCUGAUGUGGAAGAAACCAGUGGAAUGGGCAGCUGAUCUCUAUGACUUUGCCAAAGAGCAUGGUAUGCUUGGCAACGUAUUUACGGUCUACGAACUAUAUGCAGGGGAGGAGACGUUGGGCACGAGUAUUCACGGAAUGGAGCCGUGGCUACUGCGUGAGGCACUUAACGUGCUAGAAGGGCAAGGAAAAGCGGCAUUGAUUGCUGGUGAUACAUGCGAGGAAGACGGUGUCAAGUUUCUUGCUACGGAAUAA
Messenger RNA from Peronospora farinosa, 534 nucleotides. The record is from the annotation of a GenBank genome assembly. Lineage: Eukaryota; Oomycota; Peronosporomycetes; Peronosporales; Peronosporaceae.